AUGAACUAUGUGGGGCAGCUUGCUGAGACUGUCUUCGUCACUGUGAAGGAGCUGUACAGGGGUCUGAACCCAGCCACCCUGACAGGAUGCAUCGAUGUCAUUGUCGUGAGACAGCCUGACAACUCCUUCCAAUGUUCACCGUUCCACGUACGCUUUGGGAAGCUGGGUGUGUUGCACUCAAAGGAGAAGGUGGUUGACAUUGAAAUCAAUGGGGAGACUGUGGACCUGCACAUGAAGCUGGGUGAUAAUGGAGAGGCCUUCUUUGUCCAGGAGUCAGAGGAGAAUGAGAGGAGUAUUCCUUCCUGUCUCUGCACUUCCCCCAUCCCCAUGGAGGAGAUCCGAGAGGACAUAGCUCAGGCAUCUCAGCUGCAGGAGGCCCCAAGCUCUGAAGUGACCCUGCGCAAAAGGAGGCGCCGCAAGAAGCCCAAGCGGAAGGAGGUGGCAGAGUCCAACUUGGAAGGCUGUAAGGACACUGAGGAGAAAUACAGGCUGCCAACCUCGAGUGAUUCAGUAUAUUUUUCCUUUAUGGAUCUCCCCAAAGAAGCAGCAGAGUCUUUGCAGUCUCAAGAAAUCUACCCUUAUUCCGAUGGGGAGCUGGCCUCUGUGGACAGCCUCUCCCUGAGCCAUCAGUCUUCUCCAAAAAGUGACUCUGAGCUGGAGAUCAGACCUCAGGAGAGUUUUGCUCUAGGGGCUGAAUCCCAUAUGCAGUGGGCCUGGGGAAGGCUCCCUCAGGUGAAUAAAUCAGAGCGAGUUGAAUCAGCCAAGUCCACAAAGGCUGUUUCUACUGUAGCAGCUGUUGGGUCCAUGGCAGCAGCUCUGGUGGAUGGAACAACCUGCCCUGUUGCUUUCUCAGAAGGCUUGGGAGCUGCUGACCUGAGGCAGGUGUGCUUGGAGUGCCCAGAGUCCUACCUGGAAAGCCAGAAGAGACAAGGAUCCAUCAAAAAAAGUCCUCACCUGGGUCCCAGUGAUGUUUACCUGGAAGAUCUCACCAGACUGCAUAAGGAGGAGGUGGCUCUUUAUUUCCCCAGAAGUGACACAGAGCAGAAUCCAAAGCCUGUGGCUGACCCCAGCAGCACUUUGUGUGUCCAGCUGCAAUCUGACUUGCCUGCUGAGAGCCCCAUGGACUCGGAGUCAGACUUGAUGCCCUCGAUUGCACUGUCACUGUGUGGAGGCCUUGGGGGCAGCAAGCAGCUCUCUCAUGAAAAAUUCAUGGAGCACAUCGUCUCCUACCAGGAGUUUGCAGAAAAUCCAGGAAUCAUUGAUGAUCCAAACCUGGUGAUACUACUCAACAAGAAGUAUUACAACUGGGCAGUGGCUGCUCCCAUGGUCCUCUCUCUUCAGGCCUUCCAGAAGAACAUCCCUGAGAGCACCAUUGACCGACUAGUGAAGGAGAAGAUGCCAAGGAAGAGCAGCAGGUGGUGGUUCUCCUGGAGGAGGCAAGAAUUCCCCGUGGAGGAGCCACAGCCAAGACCAGGCAAGGCUGGUGUGGACACAGUGCAGCUGGAUCCCGUUCAGCAGAGGCAGGAGGAGGAGGUAUCGUUCAGUGAUGAUGAGCCCCUGGAUGCCGGGGACCUUUUGGCAAAGGAUGCGUCAGCACAUAAACCUCUGCCAACCUACAAGAAAUCUCUGCGUCUUUCCUCCAAACAAAUCGAAAGGCUGAACCUGCAGGAUGGCCCCAAUGAUGUGGCGUUCAGUGUGACAACUCAGUAUCAGGGCACGUGUCGUUGUGAGGCCACCAUCUAUCUGUGGAACUGGAAUGACAAGGUGGUGAUCUCGGACAUUGACGGCACCAUCACCAAGUCAGAUGCUCUAGGACACAUCUUGCCACAUCUGGGAAAAGACUGGACUCAUCAUGGGGUUGCUAAACUCUUCCACAAAAUCCACCUCAAUGGCUACAAGUUCCUCUAUUGCUCAGCAAGAGCGAUUGGCAUGGCGCACAUCACCAAAGGCUACCUGAAAUGGGUCAACGAGCAAGGCUGUGCCCUCCCCAGGGGCCCCAUCCUGUUGGCCCCCAGCAGCCUCUUCUCUGCCUUCCACAGGGAGGUAAUUGAGAAGAAGCCAGAGAUGUUCAAGAUUGCCUGCUUGAUGGAUAUCCGAAACCUUUUUGCCCCACAGCAGCCCUUCUUUGCAGCCUUUGGGAACAGAGUCAAUGAUGUAUAUGCUUACAAGCAAGUAGGACUACUGGAGAGUCACAUAUUUACUGUCAACCCCAAGGGAGAACUGAUCCAGGAACUCACAAAGACCCACAAGUCAACGUAUGAGCGGCUGUCAGAGCUGGUGGAUCUGAUCUUCCCUCCUCUAGGGCAGCAUAGGAACGCUGCUCUGGUGUGUCCUGAAUUCAGCCACUUUGCCUACUGGAGACCUCCACUGCCUGUCAUUGACUUGGAAGACUUCUCCUGA
Molecule: messenger RNA, 2400 nt
Organism: Tinamus guttatus (white-throated tinamou)
Lineage: Eukaryota; Metazoa; Chordata; Aves; Tinamiformes; Tinamidae
Source: RefSeq, a predicted model, not a curated record